Panonychus citri (citrus red mite) is the source of this 859-nucleotide messenger RNA. RefSeq lists its product as uncharacterized. The transcript is spliced from 2 exons. The record is from RefSeq and is a predicted model, not a curated record. Lineage: Eukaryota; Metazoa; Arthropoda; Arachnida; Trombidiformes; Tetranychidae. The coding region runs from base 143 to 400 and encodes 85 amino acids.
CUCUCUCUCUCAUCAUCAUCAUCUCUCUCGAUCUCCAUUCUCUUUCAUAUAAAAAGUGUUUAAUUCUUAACUAAAUUACAUUUCAGUUUUCCACCGGAUCAACUUGUUCCCUUCUAAUUGUCAACAAUUAACUUCCAUCAAAAUGUCUAAAGUAUUUGCUAUUAUUUUCUCAAUUUUCUUCAUCAUCUCAAUUGUUGCUGCUUCCAGAGGCGGUUAUGGUGGAUAUCAUAAUGGUGGUGGUUACAGAGGAAAUGGUGGUCAUCAUAAUGGCGGUGGUCAUUAUCCAGGUGGAGGUCAUCAUGGCGGUGGAAGUCAUCAUGGUGGUAACUAUGGUGGUGGUCAUCAUGGUGGUGGACAUCAUGGUGGUGGUGGGUAUGGUCACCAUGGUCGUCGAGGAUAAAUUAGCUUCGAUCUCCAAUAAUAUUGAACAAUCAAGACAAGACAAAAAUUUCUGUUUCUUAACAACAUUCAAAUCAAUUUGAAUACUUUUCUUAAUUGUCCAACCGUCAACAUAAAUUGUUGAUUCCUUUAAUCAAUUAUUGACAAUUUACCUCAACAAUUCGGGUUUAAAAUCUGUGAUUGUGGUUACAGCAAUUUAAUUAUUUGUGUUUCCAUUCAGUGCCUACAAAUUACAUUUUAAUCAUUUCCUAUCCGUUUUUAUUAAUAACUUUACCAUCAACAAUUAACUAAAAACCCACCUAAUGAUUAAUUAUUUUUUCAACCACAAUCACAAUCAAUUUUUUUAUAACUUUUAAUGACAAUUUUUACUCAACAACUGACAAUUUACAAUCUCUUGCAACAAUCAACUGAUUGUUGAAACAACAUUUGAAUAAAGAUGAAACAUUGUGACAAAUUACAA